Labrus mixtus (cuckoo wrasse) is the source of this 1344-nucleotide messenger RNA. RefSeq lists its product as uncharacterized. Lineage: Eukaryota; Metazoa; Chordata; Actinopteri; Labriformes; Labridae. The record is from RefSeq and is a predicted model, not a curated record. The transcript is spliced from 7 exons. Bases 208 to 1149 code for a protein of 313 amino acids.
GACACAAUGUCCGUAAGAACAUCAAGCAGAGAGACAGUUUUUUCUGGAAGGUACCGUCAUACUCCGUGUCAGACCUGCAGGAAAAACUGUCUCUGGACCACUUUGUGUUGUGGAUAAUGAGACAUAUCAAGAGGCGGGUUUAGAUAGAUGGAGUUUGUCUGGUGUUAAAGCAUUUUUGUGGACUUUUACCUGCUGAAGACCAUCGUCAUGGCAACCCACAGGCCCUACCGCAUUGUACUCAUGUUCGUCGGGUUGUUUACCCUCUUAGCCGCGAUCACGUUCAACUCUUUAUCUGGAUUUGGUGCUGAAUCAGGCAUUUUCAAGCAGAGCACGGAGGAUGUCACACUCAUGUACACAACUCCCAUAACUCCUGCUCAGUGGGCCAUGUUUGUCUGGGAUUUCAUAUACAUAUGGCUCUUUGCUAUGUUCAUAUACUUUACAGCUGGACUUUGCAGAAGGGACGCCUACGACUGGAUGUACACCACGCCUGCAGUGCUACCCUACGGAUUCCAUGUCUCCAUGAUCGUCAAUGUGUGCCUGAAUGUAACAUGGUUGUUUCUGUUUGACAGAGAAUUGAUGCUGCCCAUGCUGAUCAUCUCCGCUGUGAUGAUGAUCACCAGCUACAUGAUUCUGUUUUUCUCCUGUCAUGGAAUGAAGAUCUAUGGAGCCUGGUUACACAAGCAUCGCAACGCAGACCUGUGGCUCCUCAGAAUAUUGGUGCAAAACGGGAUAGCAGUGUAUUCAACAUGGGGGACUCUCGCCACUCUACUCAACCUGACGAUAUACUUGCAGCAUCAGACGGAAGCAUUAAGAUGUGACUGUGCCAUGCUGGCGCUGGUUCUGCUUCUGAUGCAGCUGUCAGCCUGGUUUCUGUUAGAGAACUUCUACCUUGAUGAGCAUGUGCGCUACAUUGUGACCAUCUACCCUGUGGUGAUCCUGUGGUUGACGGGGAUCCUGAGCAACUCCAGCUCUCCUGAGAGUGCAAUUUACAUCUUUGUAGCUUUUAUUCUGGCUCUUUCCUGCGUCAUGUUUGUGGCACGAGCCGCUUUGGUCAUAUGGAAGCAUCGGAAACAACCGUUUUACAGAGACAGCGGACCCAGUAUGUCACCAGUAGAAAUAGCUUUAACACAAAGAAAAUUCCUUCAAUGAAUCAUCGCUUCAGGUCACUGAUUUUUCUCAUCAGGAGGAUUUUUUUCAGGUUGUGCAUUUCUGGAUACACAUCUCAGUCAGGCAGAGAUGUGUAUCCAUGAUGACGUGUGUAUAGAAAGAACCAGGCUGAGUGUGUAAAUACUGUAUAAAUAUUAAAGGUCACAUAUUCUCCUCCUCUUCUUCAGUUUCAAUAAG